AUGGAGUCCAACAAGGGCGGACUCAAGGGAUUCUGGAAGCGGCGCGGCUACAAUCGGGUCGGAGGAGGCGGUGCUUCCCGCCGCCGUCGCCUCGCCAUCGCGGUGCUCGGCGGAGGGAAAGAAGGAGACCCCAGUCGUAGCAGCUGCCGCCGCCGCCGCUUCUGGCGGAUCAAGAUUUCCCCUCGUCUCGUCUUGCUGCGCCUCCGACGGGCGGCCUCCCCCCGCCGCAUCCUCGCUCGGAUCCGCGACGCCUACGUGCAGAUGAUGUUCGCGCUCUCCCGCGCGGUCCCCGCCGGCGUCUCCUACGGCGGGGAUGCGUGGGGGAUGGGCUUCGCGGUACCGAUGGUGAAGGAGUACGAUGAGAAGGUGCUCGUCGAGAUCUACAAGUCGCUCAUCGCCAGCUCGGCGCCCACCGCCGCUACUGCCCUCGCGAUCCACCGGUAG
Zingiber officinale is the source of this 444-nucleotide messenger RNA. RefSeq lists its product as uncharacterized. Bases 1 to 444 code for a protein of 147 amino acids. NCBI's taxonomy places the organism in Eukaryota, Viridiplantae, Streptophyta, Magnoliopsida, Zingiberales, Zingiberaceae. The transcript has a single exon. The record is from RefSeq and is a predicted model, not a curated record.